Molecule: messenger RNA, 2862 nt
Organism: Penicillium malachiteum
Lineage: Eukaryota; Fungi; Ascomycota; Eurotiomycetes; Eurotiales; Aspergillaceae
Exons: 2
Coding region: 1-2862 (953 amino acids)
Cellular component (GO): intracellular membrane-bounded organelle
Molecular function (GO): phosphatidylinositol binding
Source: RefSeq, a predicted model, not a curated record
AUGGAUCCCUUCAACGAUGUGGCUACGCGCAAGCCCACCUCCGCCCCCGACGUAACGGAAUCCCCUGAACGCCCAUCACACGACACCAUAUCAAAUGAAACUCUAUCUCAUACGACCCUGCUCAAGGAGUGUCUUGACGCAGCAUUGGAUUUCUUGUCAACAUCCAGUAAUGAAAGACUACUUGGCGUAUUCUUCCUCCUCUUCAUCGGAACCUACUUAAUCCUGGGACGACUUGGGCUGCUUUUGAUCGGAGCAGCGCUAGGUGUUAUUCUCCAUGCAACAUGGGAAGGAACGGCUUCUACAAAUGGAAAUGGAAAUCUCGAGGCGCCGAAGCGGCGACGGGAACUAGCUCUGGAAGUCUCCAGGAGAUUGUUGGACUGGCCCCUCCGCGCAACCUUGACCACGGGUGAUGACGGAAAGGACAGUAAUACCAUUGCUGCGCCGGAGGACUUGUCGCUGGCUGAGCUUGAAUAUUCAACUUUCCGGCCUGCGACUGCCGGCGCUUUGAGAUUGCUCACUGAUGCGGUGCUGCAAGACUACGUGAAAUAUUGGUACGAUCCGAUUCUACCAGGAGAGUCAGUAUUCCCCGGAUCUUGUCGAAGAACCUUGACCCAUUUUGUGACGAAUAUCUCGUCUCACCUAUCGCGCAAACGGACCGAGGAUACGUUUCUACAAUUUCUUACAAAUUCAUCAUCCAUUAUUAUCGUCUUUUUAAAUGAGCUGGCUGCUGCAUUUGCUGCCUCGGGGUCGUCAGAAGCAGAAGCCCAAACGAUUGUUGAGCAAUACCUUACAGAUGCCCCGGAUAGCAGUCUUGCGAAUGUGCUCUCCAAGGAGCAGCAACGCAAGAAGCUUAACAUGAUUUCUGACGACAUCUUGUCCAAUUACCUCGACCCGAAAGCAUACCGCUGCUCCCCCGUCCGGGACUUCUUAAGAGAGAUCUUUGCAAGAGUUGUACUCGAGUCGACCGUGAUCAGCCUUUCCCGGCCCGAGUUUAUCAACGACUGGCUCAUUUAUCUUCUCCAGGAUGGAGAAUCCGAGAUCAUGCACGCAAUUGACGCAGGCGUUGAAGGUGCACGGAAACAGGGAGUCAACGUCUCGAGAUCCUCGGAAGACUCAAAACCUAUCACCCCAGAGCCUGCUGCUGAGCGGAUCUCUCAGGCUGCUGACAGCCAGGUCGAUGCCGCAACAGAAGAGGCUAUGCGAGAGGCAAAGCGCCUCAGUGCCAUGAUUGCUUCCCAAGAUGUGCGAAAUACACCUCCGCCAUCUAUCUCUCAAGACGUGCUCAAAGAGGAAGCCAUAUCUUCAAAUACGAAUGAGAAGAAUGGAUACCUAGCAGAAUCUUUAUCUAAUGAUCCGGUAACAAAUGGUCAAGAAAAUACAACAAUCUCAGACAAGCGCGCAUCAGUGAUAUCCAUGCGUCGCGAAGAGGCCCCUCAACCUGUCAGCCUCCAUGGGGCUCAAGUCUUGGUUGACGAUGACGGAGCAGGAUACGAAAAAGGACAUAUCAAAUCGCGACCAACUUGGGAUUAUCUGCUGCAAAUUGAACCAACCUCCACUCGCUCGACGGGAUGGAUGGUAUUCCGAAAAUACGCCGACUUUCAAUCCGUCCAUGAAAUGAUGGAGACGGUGGCCCGGUUGAAUCAAAUUCAAAGCUUCUCUGAGAAGUUCCCUAAACUGCCUGCUUGGAAGGGGAAAACAAGGCAAGACCUAGCCCGUGAGCUGGAACGGUAUUUACAGGAAGCUAUGAAACAUGAGGCUCUUGUAGAAACUGAACGCAUGCGACGAUUCGUCGAAAAAGAAGGGGGCAAUAGCGAAUCCAGUGUUGUGCCGAAGCCUGGAUUUUCAUUCCCUAAACAGAGUGCCCUUGAAAACAUGGGGAAGGGAGUAUUGGGGGCAUUGACCAACGCUCCCAAGGGAGUGACUGGAGUCUUUGGUGGUGCUGGCCACAACAGAAAGCCUACCAACACCAGCGAAAUACCAUCUCAGCAGCCAAAAGAUACCUCAACACCUUCAAUUGUUGCCAAGUCGAGUGACCAGCCUGUUUCAAAAACCAGCGAUGGAAGCAAUUCUCCACCGUUGGCUUCACCGGCCGCCUCUACUCUUGAGAUCUCACAAGGGGAGGGCUCUAUAUCUUCUGGCAGUGGUGUCCGGACCAGCAUCAGCCUGACUUCCAGUGAGCAGGACAAGUCUGUCUUAGAAUCAACCCUUGUACAGUCUGAGAGUAGAGUGUCUACCGAGUCACACAGGAUUGUCACAAAGGAACAAACAAAGACAGCCCCCGGGCUGACAUCUGAACUUUCGUCCAGUGACUCGGCCUUAGAUGAUGUAUCGGAGUCCACACCACAGAGUACGCGCCGUCAGCAAAGCCCAAUAACUACAGACGAGACUCAAAUUGCAGUGGAGUUGAUCUUUGCAGUCAUUAAUGAGCUAUACACAUUGUCUUCAGCAUGGAAUAUUCGCCGCACUUUGUUGAAUGCUGCCAAAUCAUAUAUCCUUCGUCCAGGAAAUCCUACUCUCGAGACGAUUAGAACUUUGCUGCAGGAGUCCAUGAUAGAGAGCCACACAUCGGAUGAGGCACUCUGUGAAUACCUGAAAAAGCUUCGUGAGAAUGCUCUUCCAACAGAAGCUGAGCUCAAGGAUUGGCUUCCAUCACCUACAGAUGAAGAGAAGGAACAACUGCGGAUCAAAGCACGUCGACUCUUUGUUCAGCGAGGCAUUCCGCAGGCACUUACUAGUGUCAUGGGUGCUGCUGCUAGCCGGGAAGCUUUGGAGAAAAUCUUCGACAGUCUCCAGGUUGAAAGUGUAGCCCAAGGAUUUAUUUUCUCAGUGCUUUUGCAGGGCCUACGAGUUCUAGCACUAUGA